AUGCCGGGCGUCGUCGAAAUGCACACUGGCGGCGGUCCUGCGCCAGCACUGGACUACAGUGUCGCACACCAAAAGGUCGAACUCGAGAUCGAUUUUAUCAACAAAAGCUUAAAGGGAACUACCGAAAUCACCAUCCAUCCGCAAAGGCAGGACUUGAGGAGCAUACGUUUGAACUUUCGCCAGGGAGAGAUUAAGCGCAUAAAUGUGAAUGGCAAAUAUGUUGCGACAUGGGAAUAUAUCGACAGCUACGACAACAUCCAGCUCUAUGGAGUGCAAUAUCACCAGCGAUUAACCACGAAGCUCGAUUCCCUUCUCAAAACCCCACGCGACCCCGAGUUGAAGAUAACCGUCCCGAAAGGCAUCAGAAUCGAAGAGCUGGAUCCAUUCUCGGCAGAGGCGCAAGAGCAGAUUGCACUCCAGGGUGCUGGGGAUGAUGUUGAUGCGCCAGCCGGGGGUCGGACGGCAGAGGCCAGUCUCCCACGAUUCAAGGCCUUGACGUUGAAUAUUGAAUUUGUGACGGAUCGUGUUCGUGACGGCUUACAAUUUGUCGGGGUGGACAGCGGAGAUCGUCGAUACCCACAUGCCUAUACUACAAACUCGCUGGAUUCGGGAGUUGGGUCCCCACUGUUCCCUUGUGUUGAUGAUUCGGCGUCGCGUUGCACCUGGGACAUUUCAAUAUCAUGUCCUUCUACCCUGGGAGACAUAUUUGAUCGCAAGAUCCGUGAUGCUGCAGGUGCUCGCUCAAAAGUUCCAACACGGAACCUGUCUGCGGAUGAUGAGGGGCUUGACAUGUCCGUAGUCUGUUCGGGUGAGUUGACGGAUGACAUCGUCGACCCCAAAGAUCCUAGCCGGAAGACAGUCUCGUUCGGGUGUUACGCUCCUCUGUCUGCUCGUCAGCUGGGAUUCGCUGUCGGCCCCUUCGAAUACGUCAAUCUAGCGGAUUUCCGCGAAAGCGACCAGGAAGAGCAACUUGGUCAGAAUGCCAUCCCUUUGCACGCGUUCUGUCUUCCCGGCAGAGUUGACGAGGUGCAAAACACCAGCUUCCCCAUGGCACAAGCGAUCGACUUCUUCUCCUUGUCAUAUGGUUCAUAUCCCUUCUCCAGCUACAAGCUCUGUUUUGUGGAUGACGUUACCCCGGACACGUUGCCCACGGCCUGCUUGUCAAUCUGUAGCAGUCACCUUCUCUUCCCAGCAGAGAUCAUUGAUCCCAUGUACGACUCGACUCGUACGUUGGUUCAUGCUUUGGCGUGCCAGUGGACUGGAAUCAAUAUCAUUCCCAACGAACCUGCGGAUACUUGGGUCACGGUUGGUGUUGCGUGGUACAUUACCGAUACGUUCAUGAAGAAGCUUUGCGGCAACAAUGAGUAUCGAUUUCGACUUAAACAAAUGUCUGACCGAAUCUGCGAGUUGGAUUAUGAACGCCCUUCAAUCUAUGACAUGGGAAACUUCCUCAAGAUCGAUCCAUCAGAAUCCCAGUUCAUUGCACUAAAGGCACCUCUGGUUUUGUUCAUUCUCGAUCGGCGUCUGACCAAGGCCAGUGGCAAGGCCACGAUGUCUCGAAUUAUCUCUCGGCUUUUCCUCAACUCCCGCAUGGGCGAUAUUCCUAACGGAGGGGUCACCACGUCUCUGUUCCAAAAGCUAUGUGAACGCCUGGGCCAUGCGAAGCUUGAUGUUUUCUUCCAGCAUUGGGUCUACGGUGCUGGUUGUCCCCGCUUCUCGGUCUCACAGCGCUUUAACAAAAAGAAGCUUGUGGUCGAGAUGAUGAUCACACAACUGCAAGCCGACCCAACAAUGUUAGUGACACGUGAUCUCGAUAAGAAUGCUUUUCUGCGUGAUGUCAAGGAAGAGAUUCGUCACGUUUGGGCGGGUGCCCUUCAGCCCGUUUUCACUGGUUCUAUGACUCUCCGGAUUCACGAAGCCGAUGGCACUCCAUAUGAACAUAUUGUGGAGAUCAAAGACGGUGUGACAAAGUUUGAUAUCCCAUAUAACACCAAGUACAAGCGAUUGAAGCGGAACAAAAAGCAGCGAGAACGUGCUGUUGCAAACGGUGACCCAGAGGUUCAAGAGGAAGUUCUUCUUUACUGUCUAGGAGACGUUCUACAGACAGAAGAGGAAAUAAAAGAUUGGCGCAUGACCGACUGGACCAAGGAGGACGAGGAACGCAUGGGCCAGGAGUCGUACGAAUGGAUUCGUAUGGAUGCAGACUUUGAGUGGAUCUGCAGGUUGACCAUGAAUAUGCCAGGUUACAUGCACCUGUCCCAGCUUCAGCAAGACCGAGACGUUGUCGCCCAACUAGAGUCCCUCCAAUUCAUGACGCAACAACGCCCGCAUCCUUUGAUCUCCUCAAUAUUUGCACGUACCCUCAUGGACAGUCGCUACUUUUACGGAAUCCGUGUGACGGCCGCGCGGGCGCUGGUCAUACACGCCAAGGAUGAAGUGGAUUGGAUCGGAUUGUUCCAUCUAGAGAAGGCUUUCCAAGAAAUGUUUUGUCUUCCAGGAUCUCCCAUGACCAAGUCGAACGAUUUCUCUGAUAUGCCUGCUUACUUUCUUCAGAAAGAGAUCCUAGAAGCGAUCUCGAAGGUGCGCGACAACAGUGGCAAGACUCCCAUGAGGGUCAAGAAAUUUCUUUUUGACAAACUCAAGUACAACGACAACUCGAACAAUGCGUACUCCGAUAAUUAUUAUGUGGCGUCACUGAUGCGCUCGCUUUGUCAUGCCUUGAUGGGCCGGAAUGAGUCUCGGCAACAAGACGAGUUGACCAAUUUUGACAUGGAACGUGCCAUCGCAGCCCAGGAUGAGGAGCAGCUGGAGAAAGACGCUCUUGCCGAGUUUGAUCGAUACCGAAGAAUGGACGAGUGGUCAGGCUCGUAUCAGAAUUUGUAUGCGCGAGCUGCGCUGCACUGCCAAAUGCAAAUGAUGCAGGCCAAAGUUCUAGACACAGACCUGAUGCGUUUCAUCCCAUACACUCGAGCUGGGACAUUCGAUCUCUUACGAUUGCAAGCAUUCGAUUGCCUUGUUGAUCUCGACAUCUCUCAAGUCCCCGAGCUUCUCCGCUGGCUCAUCUUCACCAUGACGAGCGACUCCUCCGCCUAUGUUCGGCAUCAUUGUGUACGGUUGUUUGGUCGGGCACUGGCUAUGAUUGCAUUUGGACGCACUCCGCAACCCGAGACUAACCAGAAUGACGGCUUAAUCAUCGAGCAAGAGUCCUCCACCGAAGUCCGUCAGGCAGACUUGGAACGUCGUCAAACUGUUCCCGGAGCAAUUAAGGCCCUCAAAAGGGAAAUCAUCGUGCAGGACAUGUCACUGAGAGAAUACCUCUGGGCUGCGUGUAACUCAUGGCCCAUAGGAAUUCACGAGAUGUCCGAAAUAACAGAUCUCUGCAACGUCAUGUUCGACGCCGUGACAUCCCAAAUGACCAAACUCAAAUACCCUCGCUUCUGGAGUGUGCAGAACUUGGGUCACGGCAAGGUGCGAUUCUAUCGGUCGAACAAUGUACGGACCAGUUUGGCUCCCUCAAAGGACGCCAUCAAGCGCAAGCGUGACGAACCAGGCAUGCCGCCGCCUGCUCCUCGCAUCACAUUCAAACAAGCCAAGACAAGUGCCACGCCUAGCACCCCAUCCUCCACGAGCCUUCCGAAGCUCCACAUUCCCAAUCCAUCCCCCAUUACCGCAGCCGUCAGAACCCCUGGCGCUUCUACCCCAUCAACCCCAUCCAGUGGCGGUCCACUGAAGUUGAAACUCAAAUUUGGGCAGAAACCCAAAUGA
Messenger RNA from Penicillium odoratum, 3765 nucleotides. RefSeq names its product transcription initiation factor TFIID subunit TAF2. Gene Ontology annotation, cellular component: transcription factor TFIID complex. The transcript has a single exon. Gene Ontology annotation, biological process: transcription initiation at RNA polymerase II promoter. The coding region runs from base 1 to 3765 and encodes 1254 amino acids. NCBI's taxonomy places the organism in Eukaryota, Fungi, Ascomycota, Eurotiomycetes, Eurotiales, Aspergillaceae. Gene Ontology annotation, molecular function: RNA polymerase II general transcription initiation factor activity; transcription cis-regulatory region binding; chromatin binding. The record is from RefSeq and is a predicted model, not a curated record.